AUGUGUCGGGACACGUGCAGAAUUGCGUGCGCGAUGGUAAAACAAGAAGUACGCGAUACAGGUUAUCUCUCAAUCCGCAGCUUAUCGACAUUCGUCAUCGUAAGGAGACUAGGACAUCAUAACCGGUUGUUCCAUCACCCUUUCUCCUGUGACUAUGGCGACAGCACGUGCUACUCGACUCGUACCGGCUCGAUAUCUGUCAUUAUACACCGAUUAUGUCGACUCAUGCAGUAAGAGCGUACUUCGACUUCAGGAUAUCUGGGAGAACUGUGGUCAUUCAGAAGAUAUUGUGGAUAAGAAAAUGAACAGUCUAUUUCGUUGGUUUGGCGCGCGGUUCGUACAAACGAAUUUGCUCUCUAAAUGGCAGACGAUAAUCGAAGACGAACUACAGAGGCUCGAAGAUCUGAAGAUCAGCAUUCAGCUGAUACGAAAUGAGUUGAGUGAACUUUACAAAAAGUUAGAACUUGCUGAGCCCGUUCAACCUAACGGAUUAAACCUACAGCAACAGUUUGAGUGGCUUGACAAAUGCUCAAAAGAAGCCGAUCGCAUACGCAGCGCGAGGAUGUUACAAUUCAAGGAGCUACGUCGACAGGAACAGAAGAUUCUAAUCCUAAUGAGUGACCAACAGGUCUGGCAAGGUAGCAUCGACUACAGUGCGGAGGCAAACGAUAAAAUCCCAACGGAAUCAGAGUUGGCAUUGCUAUCUGUGCAUGUAGCGUCGCUGCGCAAGGAACGGGAAGUUCGACUGGAGAAUCUGCGACCAGUCAUAGGGGAGGCACGCGAAGUGAUGGAUCGCAUAGGGAAGGUACCCAACGUCGCUAUAGAGGAAAGCCUGCAGAGCCUAUCGCCCGAACUGUGGGAUUUAAGCAAAGCGAACAUUGAGUUGGCUGGUGAUAUGCUCGAUGCAUUGCGAAUUGAAGAAAUGGAGCUCUGUGCGCGUCACAGACUUUUACUUCAACAGUUACAGCGGAUAUUUAAUCGCCUCGACGUCGAUUCUGUUGAACGCGAAAAACUACUUGGCCGUCUCAGGUCGACAAAAACCUAUCAGGCCGUGAGCAGACUCGAGGAGUUAGAAAAGGAGUACAAAUUGUUGGCCAAAGCGAACCUGCCACAGUUCAUCGAAAGAUUGAAGUACGAAACAAAAAAAUGUUAUGAAGACCUACGGGCAGAGAGCGGCUGGCGUUUACCCCUAGACCUCGAAAAAUUGUCUGAUCAGGGACCCUCAGAAAAACUUGCUGAAGCAUAUGAAAAACACAUAGACGACCUGAAGAGCAGACAUCGGUCGCUGAUACCGUUGUUCAAGCUAUUUGACGACUGGCAACAGAUGAAAGAGGAUUACAGGCAGCUUGAGGAAGCUCAAAAGGAUCCACAACGUUUCAAAAAUCGAGGCGGCGCAUUGCUACAGGAGACCAAGAAACGAGAUCGCCUUAAGAAACAUCUGCCUUUGAUUAUGAACCAGAUCAUGAAGUUCCUUGAUGCGUACGAGGCUGACCAUGGCCCUGUGUAUGUUCAUGGCAAAAUGCUGCGCGAAAUUUUAAACACGGACCAGCGAAGUGGUAACAGCAGAAGUCGGAGCAACUCAACUAACUCGGGCGACGCUCGCACACCACAUAAGCCAGUACGAAGCAUACCAACGGCGUCUGGUUCGAAGACCUCCAAGCUGCGAAGAGCAGGCACGGCUUUCGAACUCAAAAGCUCAUCUGGGGUUAAAGCAGGCGCUGGUUCCGUGCGUCAACCUGAUCGGACGAAUCAUCUGGUAAACGCGUACGCUAACAAUGGCAAAAUACCGACAAAAAGCUCGGAGAAUGUUAACCCUGUCAGAAACAAGGACACUUCUUUAAAGAAACGUACUUUACGAAGGUCACUAUCGUAUGACGGCUUCAAGGGCAACCUUUCUUCGAACGAUUUGCAGUCAACCCGAGUGGCUAAUUCCGGAAUAGCUACGCAAGCGAGCAAAUGUCGAUUAAUAUUUUAACAAAUCUUAGUCACUGUCAAUGGAUCGUAAGAGCGACUGGACGGAAAUCAGAUGUGCAUAUUUUGUUGACAUAAUGACAUAUUAUAUAUACGGUCUUGUAUAUGCGCAAUGCUUGUUGGAACGCGACUUCGAUAGCGUACGAACAUGUAGAAACAGGAAUUGACUCUGAUUUAAGUAACAACAAAGAAAGAUAUUCCACAUCAAAUUAUGGUGCAGAGCAUAAAUCUCGCCAUGUAAAUAAUAUUGUUGACGUCAUUGCAUAUUAGGUACUGUCCUGCAUAUUAACACUUAUUUUUAAAGCUCGACUUCCUUAGCGCGCAAACACGUCGAGAUAGAAAUUGAUUUCGAUUUAAGUAAUGAAAAAAAUUAUGUUUUACAUAAAAAUAAAUGGUGUUGGAUCGCGUUGGUCUAUCAUUUUGAUGUGUAGCUUCGAAUAAGCGUGCAGUCAAAGUAUAGAGCCGUCAUUGGUUUUUUCACAAUCUUGUCCUUAAACCACUUCUCUCUGUUUUCCUAUGUUCGGUUUUGCGUCCAGUAUUGCCAUUAGACAUUCACUAACGGUUGGUUAACUCCCAGCACGGAACGAGAUUUGAUCCAGACCUCUAGGAUUAGCAACAAAUUCACAACUUACUAGGCUGUCACUGGUACAUCUUCAGGCUGCUUAACCGCGUUACUUAGUCCGGAUACUGGACUGAGUGAAAUGGCGCUCGUAAGAACCUUAUUGGAAGGGCUUUCAAGGCAGGCUAUCGUUCGACACGCAUCUUGCCAAGAGCAGGAGAAGCAAAAACGGAACCCGCCGGUUACUGAUUUCUGGCCUCGACCCGACUAGCUUGUGUGUCACAUAAAUGAGGGGCACGGCUUUGGGAAGGUUGUCGAACAGACAAAAGCUCCUGUUGUCCUCAAGGACGGUAACCUAACGAGUAGCAAAAGGCUAUCAAAACGUAUCGAUAAAGGAGGCCGCCAGUAUGCUGCUACUAGAUUUUCUGGCAGAGAUCAUGGGCUGAGGGGACUCUAGAGUGUGCUCUUGGCCGGCCUGCCUGCGUGCAAAAAAAUAAAUGCUGCACUUUUUGAGCAUUUAGUGCAGAAGGGCAGUUAGCACAGCGCGGAACAGGACCGCAUAGACCAGGGAGCUUAUCUUAGGUUCUAAACCAUAGUAGGGCUGACCGCAAGCUAAACUGUGAUAUGUGUCUCAAGUGAAUGCGGCGUAUUUAAAGUUAAAAGGUGAAGUAGAUAGGGCAAAAAGAAUAAGUAUUUUUGAGGAUGAAAGAAUCAGCAGUUAAGCUUAAUAGCCAAGGUCGAAGUCGAGCGUUCAGGUAAAUGAGGCACAAGAUCUAGUUGUAAGUUAGGGUGCACGCUGAGAAAUGUUACCAGCAAAACCUGCGUGCACACGACCAUUUUGAGACAUAUUGCAUAUUGUUUUUGAAUAGGUGUGAAAAUUAUCCGGAGUGAAAAUCCUACUGCGAAGUCCACAAUUGAUUAACGGCAGGAUUUUUAUCUCAGUAAAGAAUGCAUUGAGUUAAUUCAGCCAUUUGUGCGUUUGUCCCGAUAACCUAAGGCUUACUUCGUAAUACAUAUGCAGUAGACAUGACAUUCAAAGAUGGCGACCAACAAUGUCACAAAAUUAAUAGCGAACUAUUGGACCUCGCUGUGUAAUCCUAUCUAGACUAGUUUAAAUUCAAUAUAUCUACGAAUAAAGUUCUGAAACUUAAUUCGUCAUGCGCAGAGAUACUCUUUUGGAGCCAUUUACCUAUUUUCCUGCCGGUGUAGAAAUUCCCUUAGUUACCUACAUUCCGGUAUAAAAAUGAUGGUAUAUGCUAAUGAUGUAAAUAUGUAUGGGUAUUAAUGAUGGAAGACAACCUACAAAAAAAUGUGAAUGUUUAUGUUUCUUCUAUUUAAAAAAAAAAUCUCAAAGUAGAUUCGAAUCAUUUAAUCCGUUAAAUAAAGAUUAUAUUAAGAAUAAAGCGCUAAUCCUAACCGAUAGAAUAUGUGACUUAGAAAUGACAACAAUAACUAAGUUGAAAUACAACAUUGUAGCACGCGCGUCCGGUAAACACAAAUGUAAAUAAACACAAAUUUUCGUGAAAUACAAAACUAAUCAAAGAUGGAAAGUUUUCCCAGUGUGCACGAAAAGGAUUUGUACAUUAGCUAAAGUAUAUUACAUUGUAUUUUUUGUUAGAAUUUUUUUUUCAUUAUUGAUGUUUGGCAGUAACUAGUAGGCGUAUUACACGCAAUAAAUGAGGAAUAUGUAAUCGCCGUUGAGCCAAUUUUUUGUUCUCUUCUUUUUAUAUUUGGUUAUACAGAUUUCAAAGUGUGUUAUAUUUGUUUCUAUGGCUUGCUGGCUGGUACUGUUGUUGAAUAAGAUUUUAUAUAUAAAGAAAUCUUCCAAAUCUACAGCAAGGAACGAAAUGUAAUUUUAUGUAGAUGACUUUACUAGCUCACACUGGACUGGCUAAUCAUAAUGCGUAAGACAAAGCAGGCAACAUUACUUGUAAGUUGACCUCAAAUAAAUGCUUAAGGAAAUCAAGGAUUAAUCCUGCAUUAGCAUCGCUUCCGUAAGAAAGAUACAACCUUUUUUUAUGGAAUUCGGUAUUAUCCGAGUUUAGUUUUUUUCUAGAAUCUUUUCAACCUUCUUUGAUCCGAGAAGACUCGGAUCUUCAACGAUAUGUCGAAUAAAAAGGCGAAAAUAAUAUAUUCAGUUUGAUGCAAGUACUGCAAAUGAGCCUUGAUAGUUGAGAUGGUGCUACCGGGAUAUGCGCUAACGGUUCUAGUACAAUAAGCUGAAACGAAUUA
Messenger RNA from Varroa destructor (honeybee mite), 4762 nucleotides. RefSeq names its product protein regulator of cytokinesis 1-like. Gene Ontology annotation, biological process: mitotic spindle midzone assembly; microtubule cytoskeleton organization. Gene Ontology annotation, cellular component: spindle; mitotic spindle midzone; cytoplasm. Gene Ontology annotation, molecular function: microtubule binding. Lineage: Eukaryota; Metazoa; Arthropoda; Arachnida; Mesostigmata; Varroidae. The record is from RefSeq and is a predicted model, not a curated record.